AUGGCCGCAGUGACGGCAACAGCCCCUUCACCGGCGUCUCCACCAGCUAUUCCGGCCAGGCGGAGACCGGUAUCACUACAGCUGUCUGAGAUUACGACCGGGGAGCCCGGGCAACUUUCUGUGAGAACACCUGCCACUGAGUCAGUGGGGAUGAGGCUGUCGCCUGUGUCGCCGGUUCAGGAGUGCUUCCAACCCGAAAACUGGGCCCAGCCGUCCAGUGCGGAUAUCGAGAACAGCUCUGAACAUGUGCUCACUCCUCCUCCUGGCGCAGGCCGAGACCUCACCAGAGCCUUCAAUGUCUCAGCACUGUCUCCCCAAUCACCCCAAAACUCAAGCACAAAGACGUAUGGGAUAGAGCGGCCUGCUCCCGUUGCCUCGGUCGCCGGUAGAAGCCGACAGAUAGAGGAUCGCCCACUGCCGAUAUUGAACGUCAGGUCGGUCCCUGAGUCAACGGAAAGGGGCAAUGGACCCCUGAGACCGCUUGAAGCUGCCGUCCCGGGGACGGACGGCACCAACACGUACGGAACUGCACCCAUGAGGCCAUGGGGCAACGACCGCAACGACCUCAACAGAAAUGUAACAGUCCGGUCAACGGCAACCACCAGCACUAGCUCGUUUUACGGUGCCAACGACGCUCCCGGCUUCGUCGAUCCGUCACCCAAGAGCUCACUAGAGGAUGGCGCCUUUGAAACGCAGUCAGUGCCACAGUUUCAGUACCAACAUGAGGCCUUCCUGCCACAGUCCGCAGGACUGCCCGCCUCAGCGCAACAGGAGCAGCUGCUCGACGACCUGCGCUCUGCAUCUACUCCGGACCUGGUCAGCCGGGCAUCUCCCUCCAACCGUCACCUCACCCCGAACUCUAGCAACGUUCGGCAAAGCUUGUUGCCCCGUCCACAUUCCUCGUAUUCUGCGUAUUCCGAUAAUGGCUCGCAUGAUCGUUCGUCUCCCGGCGUGUAUGGAGGCCCACAGCACCGCGUCCCGUCAUCUAACUCACGCAAGUCGCCCGACACGCGGUCGACAUCGUAUGCGGACAUGCUGAAUCUUCCCUACCCCCAACCUGCUCCGUCACCCAUCAACAUGAACAACGUCCAGCUCCGGAAUGCUAUUGGCAGCAACGCUUCGCUUCUGAGCACGCAAAAGACACUCGAAAUGUACCGCCAAAAUGUGAAGAAGACUAAUGACAUGUCUAUCCAAUAUCCGUUUGCAGUCUUCCUUAUUUCUACCGCACAGGAGCAAGGCCUUAACUUUGACGAGCCGGCAAAGCGAAAAUCCAGCCCUCACUCAGCUCGCGACCAGGAGAGCCCCUCUGUGGAGAGCGAUGACGUAUCACCCCAAGAACUCGUCCGAGAAGCACGCAGCAUUCUGCAGCGCUUGUCCAACGCCGGGUAUCCCUUUGCGCAGUACUACCUGGCUGACGGCUAUGCUUCGGGCUUAUUCAGCAAAGGAAAAGAGGAUUAUAAUGCAGCAUUCCCCCUCUUCGUUCUGGCAGCAAAGCACGGCCACGCCGAAUCUGCUUACCGGACUGCCCUAUGUUACGAGUUUGGCUGGGGUUGCCGCAAAGAUCCUAUCAAGGCCAUCCAGUACCUCCGAACCGCUGCUUCGAAACGUCAUCCAGGCGCCAUGACGCGGCUUGGCAGGGCCUGCCUUUCCGGCGAUCUGGGCGAGAAGCGAUACCGAGAGGGUGUCAAGUGGAUGAAGCUGGCUACCGAGGCCUCUGACACGAUCUACAACGGUGCACCCUUCCAUCUAGCCUGCAUGUAUGAGACUGGCUAUGGCGCCGACAUCUUCAAGGACGAAAGCUAUGCGGCCGAGCUGUUUACCCAGGCGGCCGAGCUCGGUCAUCCUGAUGCCAGUUUCCGCAUGGGUGAUGCCUAUGAGCACGGCAGGCUAAAUUGCCCCCGCGAUCCGGCUCUGAGCGUGCACUUUUACACCGGUGCUGCCGAGCACGGCCACCCUGCAGCCAUGAUGGGCCUGUGUGCCUGGUACAUGGUUGGUGCCGAGCCCGUGCUUGAGAGAGACGAGGAGGAAGCGUACGAGUGGGCCCGCCGCGCGGCUGAUCUUGGCUACGCAAAGGCGCAGUAUGCAGCUGGCUAUUUCACCGAGAUGGGUAUCGGCUGUCGGAGAGACAUACUUGAGGCUAAUCUGUGGUACGUCAAAGCGGCCGAAUCGGGCGAAGAACGGGCACAGCAGCGACUAUCAGCCAUACGUGCCGCUGCGUCUGGCGGGAACAUCCCUUUGGAUGUUGAGCCUACCCAUAAGAGCAAGCUGAAAAAGAAAGGCUCCAAAGAGGAAAGCUGCAGCAUCAUGUGA
Molecule: messenger RNA, 2310 nt
Organism: Grosmannia clavigera kw1407
Lineage: Eukaryota; Fungi; Ascomycota; Sordariomycetes; Ophiostomatales; Ophiostomataceae
Product: chitin synthase activator
Exons: 2
Coding region: 1-2310 (769 amino acids)
Molecular function (GO): protein binding
Source: RefSeq, a predicted model, not a curated record